This is a messenger RNA of Colletotrichum graminicola M1.001, 2460 nucleotides long. RefSeq names its product Cullin family protein. The record is from RefSeq and is a predicted model, not a curated record. Gene Ontology annotation, molecular function: ubiquitin protein ligase binding. Gene Ontology annotation, cellular component: Cul3-RING ubiquitin ligase complex. The transcript is spliced from 3 exons. Lineage: Eukaryota; Fungi; Ascomycota; Sordariomycetes; Glomerellales; Glomerellaceae. Gene Ontology annotation, biological process: ubiquitin-dependent protein catabolic process; protein ubiquitination. Bases 1 to 2460 code for a protein of 819 amino acids.
AUGUAUACAAAGACUCUCACAUCCGGCAUUGAUACUAGCGACUUUGAGCAGUGUUGGGAGACUCUGAAACAGGCCCUCACAGACAUCCACAACCAGAACUGCAGCACGCUGUCGUUCGAGCAACUCUACCGAGCGUCUUACAAGAUAGUACUUAAGAAGAAAGGCGAGUUACUUUACGAGCGGGUUAAGCAGUUUGAGGAGCAAUACUUUUCCGAGCACGUCAUCCCCACCAUCGAGCGCCUGGUCACAGCCAACCUCGUAAGCGCCGCUAUGGGUGGUGCGGCCACAUCAGUCAAUGAGCGGCGAAAGAUGGGCGAGAUAUUCCUUGGAGGUGUGAGAAAAUCUUGGGACCACCACAACACUUCCAUGAACAUGACGGCCGAUAUUCUCAUGUACCUCGACCGGGGCUACACCCAGGACGCCCGCAAGGCGUCCAUCUACACGGCCACAAUUGGUCUGUUCCGUGACCAUAUUCUCCGGGCGUCGCUCAACUCGAGUGGACAAUACACCAUCUUUGACAUACUCAACUCGGUCAUUCUCGACCACGUCAACAUGGAGCGCGACGGUGAUACAAUUGACCGCCACCUGCUGCGGAACAUUGUUCGGAUGCUGGAUUCUCUCUACGAGUCUGACGAAGAAAACGAGGCCGAGAAGCUGUACCUGACCGUAUUCGAGCCCGCCUAUCUCGAAUCCGAGCGUGAUUACUACAGGCGCGAAUGCGAGCGACUGCUCCGCGACGCCGACGCCGGCGCAUGGCUGCGGCACACCCAACGCCGACUGCAGGAGGAGAACGACCGAUGUGAUACCACCAUCCACUAUGAGACGAGAGAGAGGUCCAUCAAGGUUGUUGAGGAGGAGCUCAUCUCGGCACAUCUGGACGACUUUUUGAACCUCGAAGGUAGUGGCUUGAAAUCGAUGGUCAACUACGAUCGCGAGGAGGAACUGUCUAUCCUCUACCAGCUGGUAUCACGGGUCGAUUCGAAGAAGGCAUCGCUGAGGAAGAUAUUGUCCGCGCGUGUAAUUGAGCUCGGCCUCGAGAUUGAACAGAUGUUGAAGGAUACCAACUUCUCAGCCGCCUCGGCACAGGCUGACGGGGAGGAGAUUGAUGGCGGAGAGAAAACCAAGGCGUUGAGCUCGUCCGCUCAGCAGACGGCUGCGGCGAUCAAGUGGGUCGACGAUGUCCUCAAGCUCAAGGACAAGUUCGACAACCUGUGGACCAAGUGCUUUCAAGAGGACCUCAUUAUUCAAACCGCACUCACGAAGAGCUUCUCCGACUUUAUUAACAUGUUCACCAAGAGCUCCGAAUAUGUCUCACUAUUCAUCGACGACAAUCUUCGACGCGGUAUCCGAGGCAAGACCGAGACCGAGACCGAGGCAGUACUGGAGAAGGCCAUCACGGUGAUCCGCUACCUCUCAGACAAGGACCUCUUUGAGCGGUACUACCAGAAGCACUUGGCGAAGCGUCUGCUGAACAACAAGUCGGAGAGCCACGAUGUCGAGAAGUCGAUGAUUUCGCGGAUGAAGCAAGAGCUUGGCAACCAGUUCACCGCCAAGUUCGAGGGCAUGUUCAGAGAUAUGGAAUCGUCUGCCGAGUUGACGUCAGGUUACCGGGACCAUAUCAAGGGCUUGGGCGACAUGUCACGCAAACAGAUCGAUCUCGCUGUUAAUAUCUUAACGACCAACUCAUGGCCUCCCGAGAUCAUGGGCCGUACGUCGCAGUUCUCCGAGGGCGGCGGCUGCAUCUUCCCCGAAGAGAUCAAGCGCCUCCAGGAAAGCCUUCUCAAGUACUACCUUACAAAUCGCAGUGGCCGUAAGCUGACUUGGCUUGGGUCAACCGGCAACGCCGAUGUCCGCUGUGUUUUUCCCGCCGUUCCUGGUGGAAAGGGCCCGCUGGCGCGUGAGCGUAAGUACGAGAUCAAUGUGCCGACUUACGGCAUGGUUGUGCUCUUGCUCUUCAACGAGCUCGGGGAGGGCGAGGAGCUUUCCCUGGAGGAGAUUCAGGCUAAGACCAACAUACCGCCUCAAGACCUUGCCAGAACCCUUACUUCUCUGGCCAUCGUCCCGAAAGCGAGAUUGCUGGCCAAGGAGCCUGCCAACAAGUCCAUCAAGCCGGGCGACAGGUUCAAGUUUAAUACUUCUUUCGUUAGCAAGACUGUCCGCAUCAAGGCGCCCAUCAUCAACGCCACCAGCAAGGUCGAGGGCGACGAGGAGAGGAAACAGACAGAGGAGAAGAACAACCAGACCCGAGCCCAUAUCAUUGACGCCGCGCUUGUCAGAAUCAUGAAACAACGUAAAGAGCUCGGCCAUUCGCAGCUCAUCACCGAGGUUAUCGACCAACUCAGCAGUCGGUUCAAGCCCGAGAUCAGCCUCAUCAAGAAGCGGAUCGAGGACCUCAUCGUGCGCGAGUACCUCGAGCGGGUGGAGGAUGCAUCAACACCAACGUAUCGCUACCUGGCGUAA